Messenger RNA from Cephus cinctus (wheat stem sawfly), 2361 nucleotides. Its product is annotated as secretin receptor. The record is from RefSeq and is a predicted model, not a curated record. Lineage: Eukaryota; Metazoa; Arthropoda; Insecta; Hymenoptera; Cephidae. Gene Ontology annotation, biological process: cell surface receptor signaling pathway; adenylate cyclase-modulating G protein-coupled receptor signaling pathway. The transcript is spliced from 10 exons. Gene Ontology annotation, molecular function: G protein-coupled peptide receptor activity; peptide hormone binding. Gene Ontology annotation, cellular component: plasma membrane. Bases 629 to 2056 code for a protein of 475 amino acids.
AAUUAUUUAUAAAUUAUUAAAAUACAAAAUCUUUUCUGAUUGCCACCUUUAAGUAUUGACGUCAUCGACAUUCUUAAUUAUUAUAUUAAUUUUGUUUUUAAAACUCUGCAUAAUUAUUCCUGGAAAUUUAUUAACGCGUAAUUACACAGAGCUUGACAAAGGCGUACAUGUAUAUGUAAAGCGCAAAUAAUUAAUGUGAAAUACUGUGUUUACAAUGGCCAAGAAGAAAAUAUCGCUUCCUCAAAUUGCUAAUGGACAAUACAGUAUUGUAAUACGAAAACGUGAUGUUUACACGCGUGCGCUAUGAAAAUCAUGAACGAGAAGGGAUGCAAAGGAAAAAAGCAAGAGAUCCUGCCGCUUGGAGAAACACGCAAUCAGAACUUCGCCGUCCGGGAUUACAGACGCUUCUUAGGGGACGCUCGCGAAGGAUCUUUGAAGGCCCAAGAAAUAUAUCACGGCAUUUUGGUACAUGACAUCAAACGGCAUCUCGAGGCUUUGAGCUUUGAGGGCGCUCUGAUUGUUUCGUCAUGGAAUAGACGGCAUACGGAUUUGACAAGUUUGAUAUUGCUAAGAGAGAAUUCACCGAAUAUUUUGGAUUGUAAAGCGACGUUCACGCGUCAACUGCAGAAUGGUCCAAAAUAUUUUUGAUAGCUACGUGGCUGAGCAAAAAUCACGGUGCGAACAUCUACUCAGCCUGGAAAACAACAAUAAUACAACGGGAGUUCGAUGUCCGCCGUCAUUUGAUCGUUUACUGUGCUGGCCCAGCACCGGUGCUUCAGAAACUGCCAUCUUGCCUUGUCCACCUAGUUUUGCAUUCGGAUACAAUCCUAAAAAUGCAACGGCAAGCAAAAUCUGCUUGUCAAGUGGACGUUGGUAUAAAAAUUUGGACGGAGUCACGUGGAGUAACUACAGUCAGUGCAGACCACCAAGAGACGAAUACGUCACAGCAAUUGCUGACAUUACUGAAUUGUCAAAUAGAACGAACUACGGCCCGGACGGAAAUCUAGACUUAGUGAACAAAUGGUUAUCGGUCAUCAAAACAGUUUCGCAGAUCGGCUAUGCAUCCUCCUUUACUACGUUGGUCAUAGCACUGGUGAUCUUCUCCUUUCUCAGGAAACUUAGAAAUUCCAGGAACAGGUUGCACAAGCACUUAUUCGUCUCGUUCAUCAUGAGAGCGUUUAUGGCUCUUCUGAAAGAUUGGCUGUUCGUUGGCGGCGUUGGAUUAGCCUGGGACGUUGUCGCAGUCGAUGGAAAAGGCGUCUUCAUAAAGGAGCACAAUACUUGGAUCUGCAAAGCCAUCACAAGUGUCUGGCAAUACUUCAUUGUUGCCAAUUACGCCUGGAUACUCAUGGAGGGACUCUACUUGCAUAAUCUUGUAUUUCUUGCGUUCUGCUCCGACACAACCGCCAUUACCUUGUACGUUUCUUUAGGCUGGGGACUGCCCUGUAUCGUAGUUAUACCCUGGAUCGCAGUUCGCAUCAUACUGGACGACACAUUGUGCUGGACAACGCACACAGAUCAAUCAUUAUUCUUAAUAAUACGGAUACCAAUAAUGAUUUCAAUUUUGUUCAACUUUAUCCUGUUCCUCAAUAUCGUGAGGGUCCUAUUGGCCAAAUUGAAGACGUCCUUGCAGAUGCAACGAAAAAAAAUGCGGUACAGAAGGUGGGCCAAGUCCACCCUUGUACUCGUACCGCUGUUCGGCGCCCAUUAUACUCUUUUCCUUGGUUUAUCUUAUCACAAGGAUUAUAGAGUGGAGCUCGUUUGGCUAUUCUGCGAUCAAUUGUUCGCAUCGUUUCAGGGUACGUUUGUCGCUCUUCUUUACUGCCUACUGAAUGGCGAAGUCAGAGCUGAGAUGAAGAGAGUCUGGAAAGCAAGAAAGUCACGAAGAGGGGUAAACUCAUUGAUCUUGGCUCAUAGGGAUACCACGACAAGAUCAUUUAAUCCAAGAUCAAAUUGUUACCGCCAUCGUAGCAAUUGUGAGCGGGCACUCAAUCCUGAAAGGGAUCAGGCACGCGCGAUUAUGGACCAGGAUCAGGAGGAGAUCAUGAAUCAAUAAGUGUCUUCUCCAUUGUGAAAGAGAUCGUAGAGACAUUAUUGUUCUUUGAACAAGGUAUCCAGGAUAAUGGAGAGUCACGUUACGUAAUGAGAUCGAUGUAAUAUGUGUAUGUGAUAUUAUUGAUUUAUUGAUGCCUCCGUUUUAUAAUUUAUUAAAUUAUUAAAUUUAUUAUACAUUGGGAUGGUCGCUAUCAAUGUUCGAUGGAUCAAUGUAAGAAACAAAUGAUAUUAUUGUUCGUAUGUAGUUAUCAUUAAUAAAAUCAUGACUGCGAUAUUUUUAUUAAAAUUAUCACGUCAAUUAUUUAU